This is a messenger RNA of Planococcus citri (citrus mealybug), 832 nucleotides long. RefSeq lists its product as uncharacterized. The transcript is spliced from 4 exons. NCBI's taxonomy places the organism in Eukaryota, Metazoa, Arthropoda, Insecta, Hemiptera, Pseudococcidae. The record is from RefSeq and is a predicted model, not a curated record. Bases 298 to 768 code for a protein of 156 amino acids.
AUGCCUUGUUCCGCCUCCAGAGCGCUUUUAAAGUUGUGAGCGCACAAUAUCUGCAAUUUUACCGUCUCAAUUGAAUUCACAUUGUUUGCUUGAAUAAUAACGUAUUUACCACACCUUCUGCACCACCUAGAUAAGGCUGUUUGUAAAAAAAAUGAUUUUAUUUGAAAAUGAAAUCAAGUUGCCCGAUUUCAUCAUGUGUUUCUUAAAAAUAUUUUCGAACAACCGUUUUAGUGUGGCUAGUAGCAACGAUGUCUUUCGUUAAUGUAAGUCGUAUUCAAUAAUACAGAUUUCACCUAUAUGAGUAUGCAAUUGUUUCCUUCAACAAAAAUAAUGUAUAGAGAAGGUGAAAUACGACGACGAGUCAGAAUGGUGUACACGCACGCAUCCUUCGCAGAAAAUUUCAAAGCGUACUUACUGAGUGAUAGUUUCGAGUUCUCUGAUGAUCAGAGACAGGGUGUUUUAAGAAGAAUUAAGUGCCAGGAGGCGAAAUUAUCUGGGCUGCCAGAACCAGCCCCAUCAUCCUCCGAUGAAUCCGAGUUCGCAGAAGAACCACAAGUUCACAAUAAAGAAUCUACGGCUCCUACGAGGAACACACGCAGGAAGCUGUUUGCCAAUCACGUUAAGGAGCAUAUUGCGGAUAAAUUUCCUCUGUUAGAAAGCCACAUGCUGAAUAAGUUACCAAAUUAUUCCAUUAAGGAAGAUGCUAGAGCAUUAGCGUAUGCCGCAGGGGUGUCAGUUUCACUAAUGAAAAUGUGGGGAAUUUAUUAAUUUGCUUUCUUCUGUUUGAAUAUAAGGAAGGAUCCAUCGAGAAAAUACAACGCUUUGAAACUAC